Molecule: messenger RNA, 3666 nt
Organism: Dictyostelium discoideum AX4
Lineage: Eukaryota; Evosea; Eumycetozoa; Dictyosteliales; Dictyosteliaceae
Product: RNA recognition motif-containing protein RRM
Exons: 2
Coding region: 1-3666 (1221 amino acids)
Biological process (GO): sulfate transmembrane transport; transmembrane transport
Cellular component (GO): membrane
Molecular function (GO): secondary active sulfate transmembrane transporter activity; nucleic acid binding
Source: RefSeq, a predicted model, not a curated record
AUGGUAAAUUGGAAAUUUUGGAGUUCAUCUAAUGAUAAGAAUGAAUCAUCACCAUUACUUUCAAAUCAACAACAACCUUAUCAACCACAAGAACAACAAGAACAACAAAGAGAAGAGAAUAUAGAAAUAGAUGGAAGGUAUAAUGGUGUACCAUUAUCAAUUAGUUCUUCUGGUCAUUUAAGAAAUAGACAAAAUAAUAAUAAUAAUAAUAACAAUGCAAUAUUACUUGAUAAUAAUGGUAUGCCAUUAAGUCAAUCAAUGGAUGCAAUCAAUAGUACAUUGAAAUCAGGACCAUUAAUUGAAGAAACACCACUUACAUUUAGUAGUUUCUUAACAAAAUUAAAUAAAAAGAAUUUACAAAAUAAUAGUAAUAUUGAAAGUGAUAGUUCAUCUUCACCAUCAUUAUCACCAAUAGUUUCACCUUCUUUAAUUAGUGCUAAUAGUAAUAGUAAUAAUAAUAAUAAUAAUAAUAGUAAUAAUAAUAAUAAUAAUAAUAAUUUAGAUUUAGAUUUAAAUUUUGAAGAAAAUUAUGGUAAAAAAGUUGAAAAUAAAGAAGAAAAGAUUAAAAGAUUAAAGAAUAAAGUUAAAUAUUAUAUACCAAUUUUAGGAUGGUUACCUAAAUAUGAUUAUAGAGCCAAUGCAAUUAAUGAUUUAACGGCAGGAGUUACAACAUCAAUUAUGUUGGUACCACAAAGUUUAGCAUAUGCAUUAUUGGUUGGAUUACCACCAAUCUAUGGUUUAUACACUGGUUUAAUGCCAUUAUUGAUGUAUGCAGUGUUGGGCACAUCAAGACAAUUAUCAGUUGGUCCUGAAGCAUUGGUUAGUUUAAUCGUUGGUACAACAUUGAAAGAGAUAAGUGAGUCUGCUGAUGUACCACUUACAACUGAUGAAAUGAUAGCAUCUGCAAAUAUAUUGGCAUUUUUGGUUGGUGUGAUUUCAUUGAUUUUAGGUUUACUUAGAUUUGGGUUCCUUUCAGAGGUUUUAUCACGUCCCUUGAUUAGAGGUUUCAUUAAUGCAGUGGCUUUUACAAUUCUAUUCGAUCAAAUGGAUACAUUGUUAGGCAUAUCAGUUGCGGAUAGUGGUUGGCGUAAAAUACCUUUAAUAUUUAAGAAAUUCGAUUUAGUCAAUGAGCUAUCAUUGAUCAUUAGUGUCGUUUCAAUUAUAGCAUUAUUAAUUAUGGGUCAAAUUAAAAAGAGAUGUUGUCCAGAGGUUAGAACUAAAAUAAUACAUCAUAUAAUCUUUUUUAUACCUUCAAUUUUGGUGGUGGUAGUGGUGGGGAUUUCAGUUUCAGCUGGCUUUCAUUUAAAAGAGAAAGGCAUUGCUGUGUUGGGUUAUUAUUCUACAAGUUUCCCAAUACCAACAUUACCAAAAUUAAAUAGAUGGGAUAUGGUCAAUCAAUUGAUUGGUCCAGCUUUGUUCAUUAGUAUUGUGGGUUUCGUUGAGUCAAUGGCGGUUAGUAAGAAUUUCGCAACCAAACAUAAUUAUCAAGUUUCAACAAAUAGAGAAUUGGUGGCAAUUGGUGCAAGUAAUAUAUUUGGUUCAAUAUUUUUAGCAUAUCCAAUCUAUGCAUCAAUGACAAGAUCCGCUGUAAAUGAUAAAGCUGGUGCAAAAACUCAAUUGGCUGGUGCUGUCACUUUUAUUGUAGUAUUAUUCACCCUAUUGUUUUUAAUGCCAAUUUUCCAAUAUUUACCAAGAGUAAUUAUGAGCUCUAUCAUUUUCGUGGCCGCAUUGGGUUUAUUUGAAGUUCAUGAUAUUAUUUUCCUUUGGAAGCUAAGGGCUUGGAAAGAUUUACUAUUAUUCUCUGCCACCUUUGUUUGUACCUUUAUUUUCAGUGUCGAGGUUGGUUUAGUCGUUAGUAUUGGUGCUUCGAUUCUAUUGGUUAUUAGACAAUCUUCUGCACCACAUUUCACUGUGUUGGGUAAAUUACCUGGUGAUGCUCCAACUUCGAAAUUUAAAGAUAUCAUUAUUUUCCCAGAGGCUCAACAAGUUGAUGGUGUUUUGGUCAUUAGAUUUGAAGAAUCCCUUUAUUUUGCAAAUAUCGGUCAAGUUAAAGAAAUCCUAUUUAGAAUUGAAAAUAUUGGUAGUGCAUUAGCUCAUCCUUCAGAAAUGUUAAAUUUACCAAUUAAUCAAAGAUCCUCUUUAUAUGGUAUAGUUUUCGAUAUGCGUAAUAUACCUGUAAUCGAUGCUUCUUCAAUUCAAAUCCUAUACGAAAUGGUAUCUCAAUAUAAAAAAAGAAUGAUUCAAGUUUGUUUUGUUAAAUUACGUGAUUCUCAUAAGAAAAAUUUUAUUCGUGCUGGUUUCAUUGAUUUAAUUGGUCCUGAUUCUUUCUUUUCUUCAACAAAUGAUGCUGUUAAUAAAAUUAAAACUACAAAUUUAUUUUUAAAUCGUAGUUAUAAUCAAUUAAAUAAUAUAAGUAAUAAUAAUAAUAAUAAUAAUAAUAAUAAUAAUAAUAAUAAUAAUAAUAAUAAUAAUAAUAAUAAUAAUAAUAAUAAUGAUAAUAAUAACAAUGAUAAUAUAAAUAAUAAUAAUAAUAAUGAUAAUAAUAAUAAUAAUUUUAGAAAUAGUUUUUCUUACUCUUCAUAUGUUUAUAGCAAUAAGAAUAAUAGUAAUAAUAAUAGUAAUAAUAAUAGUAAUAAUAAUAGUAAUAAUAACAGUGGUUGUAAUACUCCAAAUCUAUUAAAUUAUAGUAACAAUAAUUCACCAACAAAUUCAUCUCUUAAUUUAUUUGCAGAAUCACAAUAUAGUUCUAUAUUAGAUAAUAAUAAUAAUGAUAACAAUAAUAAUAAUAAUAAUAAUAAUAAUAAUAAUAAUAAUAAUAAUAAUAAUAAUAAUAAUAAUAAUAAUAAUAACAAUACUAAUAAUAAUAAUAAUAAUAAUAAUAACAAUAAUAGUUCAAAUAUUAAUAAUAAUAAUAAUAAUAUGAAUAAUAGUAUAAAUAAUAAUAAUAAUAAUAAUAAUAAUAAUAAUAAUAAUAAUCAACAACAACAACAACAACAACAACAACAACAACAACAACAACAAAAACAUCAAUAUAAUCAAACAGCUUAUGAAGUUAGUAUACUUGAAAAUGAACAAGAACUUGAACAACUUGAAAGAAGAAGAAAAGAAUUGGAAUCAGAGAUUCAACAGCAAAAGGCACAACAAAAGAAUCAAAACAAUGGAACAUUAAGAAAUUCAACCAAUUCCAAAGGAAAGAAAGAAUUAAAAGAACCAAAGGAACCAAAAGAACCUGUAGAUCCAACUUGUAUUUUAAUUCCAGAGAAUAUAAUUAGUGGAGUUGAUACAAGAACAUCUUUAAUGAUUAGAAAUAUUCCAAAUAGAUUAACUCAACAAAAUCUUACUGCCCUUAUUGAUGAAGAGUUUAAAGAUACUUAUGAUUUUUUAAAUAUGCCAUUAGAUCCUCAUACAAAAGUAAGUCGUGGUUAUGCAUUUAUUAAUUUCAAAGAUCAUAUGAAUGUUUACCGAUUCCAUCAGAAAUUUUUCCAUACACGUUGGAAGAAUUAUAAUCAUGAUAAGAUUUGUGAAAUUAAUUAUGCAAUUAUUCAAGGUGAAGAGGCCUUAUUACAAUCAAUAAAAAAGAAACAAGAGAAACUACAACCUAAAAAAGGUAUUACUUCAAAUGACGAAAACUCGGCAUUUGAAGAAAAGCCAAAUGAAUCUUUAUAA